Messenger RNA from Papilio polytes (common Mormon), 3025 nucleotides. It is a transcript of the gene Hr39, whose product is annotated as nuclear hormone receptor FTZ-F1 beta. The transcript has 16 exons. Gene Ontology annotation, molecular function: zinc ion binding; RNA polymerase II cis-regulatory region sequence-specific DNA binding; nuclear receptor activity. NCBI's taxonomy places the organism in Eukaryota, Metazoa, Arthropoda, Insecta, Lepidoptera, Papilionidae. Gene Ontology annotation, biological process: tissue development; regulation of transcription by RNA polymerase II; hormone-mediated signaling pathway. The record is from RefSeq and is a predicted model, not a curated record. Bases 516 to 2696 code for a protein of 726 amino acids. Gene Ontology annotation, cellular component: RNA polymerase II transcription regulator complex.
GUCGUCGCGCGCACGUCUACACAACACAAACACCGUCCUCGAAUGACGGCUUUAUUCCAAAUAUGAAUCGCUCUUGAGUGUGUGCUUUUAUUUUUUUUUAAUUUCAAGUGAAAUGCGUUCCAUUUUAUAAUCAGCCAAUUAACAAGAUGCUGGUAUCAUCGGCUGGCCGUAUCCGAUCCUGCUUGUCUUUGAAAAUCAAAGAAACCUACGAUAUAUCGGAAUACGAAAAACCAUGUGAAUACAGUGUUGUCUUCCAACGACGGGAUACAAGACUGAAUCCCAGGGAUGCCUUAAUUAUCAGUGAUGCAAGAUGAUCGAAGGGGAAAGAGAUAUUUUUCUACGAGAACAUUAUUCCAUAAAGAAAUAGUUUUUGAAGAAUUUUGAAAUAGUAUUUUGAUGAUAUUUUUAAGGUCUCAUGUGCACGGUGCUUUAUAGUUAGGGAGGUGAAACAAUUAUUGUAAACUGUCGAUAAUAGUGGUAAUGUUAGUGUUGUGAGUGCUAGGGAAGACACGACGAUGUCGAGCGAUGCCGACUCUGUAAAGGUGGAGGGGGGCCAUGUGUCCGUCACCACUAUCAGCAUGUCGGGCCCUGAGACCAGCGAUGGUCAAUUCUCGUAUAGUUCAAGUGGAGUACGCAUCAGCGUAUCCUCGGAUCCUCAUGACGAAGAUUCGACUGAUGCUGAGAUCUCCAAGAUAGACUUCACGCAACACCAAUAUGAGGUCAAUAUGCGGAAUAAGAAGAAGAGAUCGUCAAACGGCGCGCAAUGCGAGGGCAGCGAACGCGAGCGGCCCAUGUCGUGGGAAGGAGAGCUUUCUGACUCCGAGAUGGUCAUAGACACCGUACAUAAUGAUGAGAACAGCAGUUCAAUAGACAUGCAGUCAUCACGUGACUCUAUAGACACUCUUCGGAACGUGACCAUCAAAGCUGAGCCCCUCAAGACGGAAACCUUCCAGAGCUUUGACGACCAGCGCGUGCUGGAUUUGAAAUACUCAGCGCCAUUACAGCCGCAUCAGCGAAGUCUUAGCAUGAAUAGGAUAUCAGUACUAACGGAUAGUGCGUCGCUGUGCUUACCACGCCGGCCGUCGUCCCCUACGCACAGCAAGUCCCUGUUGCUGGGCGAGCAGACCGCGUUGCCGCUCGUCGCGCCCGCUGUCGGUGAAGCUCAGAACCUCACAAUAAAGAAGGAGACGCAGCUAUCAGUAAGAUGUUUGUGUUGUAUUGUCAGUGUGUACAGCAGCCCGUCGGCCAGCCCGCGUCCGGCGCGCCACUACACGCCGUCCUUGUCGCGUAAUAACAGCGAUGCCUCGCACUCCUCCUGCUACUCCUACAGCUCGGAGUUCUCGCCCACGCAUUCUCCUGUACAGCAGAGCCGACAGCCGCACGUGGUGUACCGGGAGCACGAGGACGAGGACGCAGCUGAAGACCGCCUGCACCACCACCAGGGCAUCAGCAGGCAGCAGCUCAUCAACAGCCCGUGUCCGAUCUGCGGCGACAAGAUCAGCGGCUUCCACUACGGCAUCUUCUCGUGCGAGUCGUGCAAGGGCUUCUUCAAGCGCACGGUGCAGAACCGCAAGAACUACAUGUGUCUGCGCGGCGGCAGCUGCCCCGUCUCCGUCGCCACGCGCAAGAAGUGCCCCGCCUGCCGCUUCGACAAGUGCCUCGGCUGCGGGAUGAAGCUGGAAGCAAUCCGCGAGGACCGCACGCGCGGCGGACGCUCUACGUACCAGUGUUCGUACUCGCUGUCGGGCGCCGCCUCCACUGGCUCGCUGCUGUCCGCGCACGCCGCGCACGCCGCGCCCGCCAUGCGACAUGCCAGCAGUCUCAACAUGGUAAACGGGCCUGGUUCUUACAGCAAUCGAGGGGAAGCGAGUAACAGAUUGACGCCUGAAAUUCCAACAUUACUGCAGGAGAUAAUGGACGUCGAGCAUCUGUGGCAGUACAACGAGUCAGAGCUGAGCAGACUGGGCAAAGCGGGGGCGGGGGCAGGAAGCGGGACGGGGGCCGGCAGUGGGGCGGGAAGCGGGGCGGGGGUGGGGGCCAACCCCCUCCUGGCGGCCAGUGGUAUUACACCGCACACGUCCAGCGCGGACCUGCUGGCCGACCUCUGCCAUAUUGCUGACCAUCGGCUGUAUAAAAUCGUUAAAUGGUGUAAAAGCCUGCCGCUAUUUAAGAAUAUAUCGAUCGACGACCAGAUCUGCCUGCUGAUCAACAGCUGGUGCGAGCUGCUGGUGCUGUCGUGCUGCUACCGCGGCGUGGCCACGCCGGGCGAGGUGCGCGUCGGCGGCGGCCGCGGCCUCACGCUGCACCAGAGCGCCAAGUUUGGUCUAACUCCGUGCAUAGAGCGCAUGCUGAGCUUCACGGACCACUUGCGGCGGCUGCGCGUCGACCGCUACGAGUACGUCGCACUCAAAGUCAUCGUACUGCUCACUUCAGACGCGCCGGAGCUGCGCGAGGCGGAGAAGGUGCGCGCGUCGCAGGAGAAGGCGCUGGGCGCGCUGCAGGCCUACACCGCCGCGCACUCGCCGCACGCGCCCGCCAAGUUCGGCGAGCUGCUGCUGCGCAUCCCCGAGCUGCAGCGCACCUGCCAGUUCUUCAUGCAAGUGGGCAAGGAAAUGCUGAACCCCGCCAACAAGAGCAAAGAUGGCGACGGGCCCAGCUUCAAUCUACUCAUGGAGCUGCUCCGCGGAGAUCACUGAAUUACAAUUAGUUAAUAUAUUGCUCAAAGUAAACAAACGACUUUAGCCUUUAUUACUAUAGGUAUAAAGUCCAUAGUUUAACAAUUUAAAAACCAGUUGCUCUCUACAGAUUAUACAAAAAUAAAAUAAAGAAAAUAAAUAUUGCGUACUCUCAUGAUGAAAAUCAGUAUGGAACAUUCUCCAUAACAUUUGUACUGAAAACUAUUCCUUAAAGAUUCAAAUGUUUUGACAAUGAAAACUAGUAACUUUAGAUUUAACUAGCUGUUCCCAUGCGGCUUCCACCGCAGUAAUUUAUAAAAACUUUAUUUUAUCGUUUACAUGUGUCAAUU